AUCAUUUGGUUUGUGAUGUAAACAUAGUGCGGUAACAUAUCGGAGAUGUGCUCAAUCGCAGUUAAUUGCGGCUAAAAUGUUUCGAUAGCGUGAACGAAGUUGUUUUCUUGUCGAUUAGUUUAAUUAAAAAAAAACACAAAUUAAAUAAUAAGUAGCUUUCUUUACUUCAAUUCCAUUAUUGCGGUGCUUGACUGUAUCGUAGCUCGACAUCGCAUCGAAAAUGUUCCGUUUUUUACUAAUCAAUUCGCCGCGUGCUGCCGUCCGUCGUCGGGCUUUUCCGAUUGGUAUUGAAUCUUUCCACACAAGUCCACCAACAUCGGCAGGUCAUUCGAAGUGGCAGAACAUUCGUCACAUAAAGGCCUUAAACGAUGGACGGAAGUCACUUCUGUUCAUCAAGCUUGCCCGGCAAAUACGACUAGCUAUCCAAGCUAAAGGACCAAAUCCGGCGUUAAACACAACCCUGCGAUCCGUUAUCGAGGAGGCAACGAAGAAGAAUAUGCCCAACUCCACGAUAAAGGGCGUUCUGAAGAAAGCUGCACAAUCCGGUGGACAGAUAAAGAAGUUUACCCUGGAGAUCAAGGUCCUGGACCAGGCCAGUAUGAUGUGUGUGCUCUACACGGACCGGUUUCCACAGGUGAAGAUGGAAAUGGCUACAAUUUUGAGGAAGAAUUACUCUGCGUUUAGUGACGUGAAGCAUCAGUUCAACGAACAGGGCUAUGUGGAAGCUAUUCUAGCGACGAACGUUCCGAAAGAAGAGCUUGAGUCGGUUUGUACGGAGCAUGCCAUCGAGGCUGGUGCUGAAGACGUUGAAGUAAUGGACGAAGCAAACAAGCUAGUCAGAUUUUUAUGUGAUCCAACGCUGAUUGACAAAGUUAAAACCCAGUUGGAAAAACUAGGCUAUUCAAUCGAGCAUAGCGAACAUGCCUUUUUCCCGAAAAGCACCAUUAAAUUGAGUCCGGACGCAAUGGACGCUUUAGAUAAACUGAAGGAAAAAUUAAAGGCGAUAGAUGGAGUGGAAGACAUUUAUGAUAAUGUGGAAGUAGUGUAUUGAAUGCUUUUUUUCAAUUCAUUUCUUUGUUAUGCUCAAACAAUAAUAACGUGAUGUUGGUUAUAUAACAUUGUUCGAACUCCAACGACUCGACGGUAUGAUUGAACUGA
Messenger RNA from Toxorhynchites rutilus septentrionalis, 1158 nucleotides. Its product is annotated as probable transcriptional regulatory protein lmo1535. The record is from RefSeq and is a predicted model, not a curated record. The coding region runs from base 221 to 1051 and encodes 276 amino acids. The transcript has 4 exons. Gene Ontology annotation, cellular component: mitochondrion. Lineage: Eukaryota; Metazoa; Arthropoda; Insecta; Diptera; Culicidae.